AUGUUGGAAUAAACCAUUAAGGAAUUCAAUAACAAAUACAAUAUUGUUACAGAUCCUUUUGAACUCAAAUUCGAGGAGAGAUACCUACAAUAUAAGUAUAACACGUUGCUCCCUGAAUUCUAAGAUAGCAUAUUGCAUGAUAUAAAAGCAGCCACUCUCACAGCUUAGAAAGGCUACAUCUCCAGGAAGGUAUUGAAGUAUCAUUUAAUGAACCCAUGUCCUGAUAUUUUUACAUUGUAUAAAGUAGAUGAUAAUUAAAUUUAGGAAUCCUUACGACCGAGACUUCAGAAUCACUUUUAUUUCUCAGGAAUUGGAAGUGGAAUUAGAGUUGACAAUAUUAGUUGGCCAUUCCAAGAGGGUAUUGGGUUUUGCAUUUGGUUCAAUGUUGAGAAUGUCAAUUAUGAUUAAUUUAAUGAGAAUAAUUUUGGAGUUCAAAAGAUUUUGAGUAUUCAUGCUUAGGGUACAACAAAUGGAGGUGGAAUUGAAUGCUUUAUAAUGAGAGGAUCAGUUUACUACCGAAUAAUAGGGAAUGAGUAUAAAGAACCUUAGAUGGGUUAAGGAACACUAUUCUUAGGAUAAUUAAAGGAUGGAUAAAAUUUUCUAGGGAUAUCUCAUGAACCAUAGAAGACAUUCUCAUCUUCUCAUCUGACAAUCCUUUUUAAUAAUGAAUAGUAGAGUUCAAAAUUAUUUGAGUUCCCUCGUUUGAAUUAGAAUGCACGUGUUGCUAGAUUCAAUAUUUGCCAGAACUUUUUUGGAACAUCAACUUGCAUAAUCGUUAUGAAUCAAUCUUCCACUAAAAUCAAAACAAUUUAAUCUGUGUAUGGAUAAUAGUAGAUGGAUUAUAAUAAAUUGAAGACCUUGCAGGCCUGUUUGGAUAGAUACUUUGAACGCAUAAUGUCAAUCUACAUACCUGAGUUUGCAAGUGGCAAUCGUAUAAUUGAUAUAAUGGGCAAUCAAGAAGGUAUUUUACAGAACCGUUCAGGCUUUGUGGUAGCCGAUAAGAAUAAAUUCAAUUAAUUUGGAGGCUUCAAAUUAUUCUAUGCUCUCCUUCAUUUAGCUGCCAAUUAUCCAGAUCAUAUCGCAACCAUGUUUGAAAUUGUCAACAUCAUCUUGAAAAACAAUAAUUAACUUUAAUCGGAAGCAUAUCACUCUAAAUUCAUACCUACUAUAGCUUCCAUUAUUAUGAGUUUUUAAAGACCUUUGAUCAAUCAUAAAUGCGUUGAAUUGUUGAAUGAAACCAAGUCAGUGAUUACAGACAAUCGAUUAAUGGAACACUUCUUUAUUUACAUUCUUUGGAAUUCUAAAUUGCAUUAACUAUGUACUUCAGAGAAACCAUUUAUUAAUUAUCUACAAUUAUCCUGUAUUAAUUACACGCAGAAUCAAUUCACUAGCAUCAUCUCUCCUAGAGAUUUAUUAGACAUCCUAAUAUAUUCUUAUGCUGAUGAUUAAUGUUGCCAUCUGCAUUAUCAAAAUCCCAAACCCUCGUUUCAAUUAAAAUUCUUUGAAAAAAUACUGUAUUUACUUACUUAGUAAUCUGAUACCACUGAAAAUUUAAUUCUCUUUGAAUCCUAUUUCUUAUACAAAAUGUCUCCAUGUCUGCUUUUGCAAAUAUUGACAAUACUCAAGAGUUUACUAGUUGACAAUAUUGAUGAUGGAAUCAAAACUGUUCACAUUUUACAAGUAUGGAAUCAGAACAAUAUCGUCCAUCAAUUGUUGUUUCUAUUCAAAACUACCCCAUAAAAUGAUGUUAGGGCUAUUAUCAUCUACUUCUUGAAUUUGAUCUCAUAACAACAAUUCAAUCCCUAUUAAUCCUAACAAACUGAAGAAGCCAUAGAGUUCAUCAAUUAUACAAUAAUUUUAAAUAAGAACGAUCAAAUUGAAUCAAAGACUACAUUGACUCCAAUUUACAAUCAACUCAUGGGUUGGAUGAUCAAUAAAUUAAAAAUAGGAGCCAAUGAGUCUGUAAUGAUAGAGGAAGGUGAUCAAAUUCAUCUAUCAAGCAUUAUAAAUAUCAUUAUGAAAAUAUUGAAGUACUCUUAGGAUCAAAACCUCAAGGCACAAAUCCUAUAGGAUUUCUUAUGUCUAUGCAAAUCCCAUCAAAACAAUUGCAAGAUCAUGUUGGACGAAGAUCAAUUUCAAUCAUCCCUAUUAAGAACCAUAUCAAUUUAAGCAGAAAAUAAUCUAAUCUAUGAAAUAGGAAAUCGCUUGCAUUCCACCUUGCUCUUGAAUGUGAUGAAACAUGAGAUUAAUGGAGCAGAGUACUUUUAUGACUUACUAAAAUUCGAAGGUUAAAAUGAAAAGUAAAUCCAAGCCCUUUUUGAAUUGCUCUAUGAUUAAUUUAAAAACUAUUCGCCCUCUUAUGAUUCAUAAAUAUGGAAGAACAUUAUGGCGAUUCUUAUGUAUCUGUUUGAAUUGAAAGAACGAUAUGAAAAUUACCUACAGAAAUUCAACAUCCUAAUUAAUUUACUCUAUAAAGAAUAUGUAUUUAAAGGCCAAAUUGAUGAACAACUUGUUCAAAUCUCCAACUUCUACAAUGGGCCAAUCAGAGAGUUUUCGCAGAGAAUGUUUUAAUUUCUAAACACCAAUUUGAACCAAGUCUAAGUAUUCGAAAUUCUGUUGAAUGUCAGUGAUGAGGAUAACCUUCUUCAACUGCUAUUGGUACAUUCUCUAUGUCAAGAGAUUUGCAAAUCGGAAAUAUUUUAUCCCCUAUAAUUGAUACUAGGUGUAACCCUUAAGAAAGUGCCAAGGUCAAGAAUUCGAGAAGUCAUCACAUAAAUGUGUUUGAUGAUCAGCAUAACUUUGCAAAAGAACAACAAUUCUAUAUUGUAUAGAUUCUUCCUUGAAUUAUAUGAAGAUUUUGAGCAGUUGUUUGAUGCUUUGGUUACCACUAAUUUCACCAAUGAAAAACUCUUUGAAGAAUUGAUCAAUAAAUUGAAAUUGGAUCAAGAGUAUAUGGAUAUCAAAAUAGUCCAUCCUUAACGUUGGUCUAAAGAAUCGGGUGUUUCCUUAAACACUUUACUCUACGAAGUCUAAUCCUUUGGUGAGGCCCGUCUCAUCUAAAUUGAAGAAAGGAAAGCCUAAUGGUUAUAUCUUGAAAGCAACAAAGAAAGAAUCGGAAGACAUCAAUACUAUAAGAGUAUUAGGCAGAUCUUUUUGGAGGGAGAGUGGCUUACAAAUAAGAAAGGAUUCUAUUAAAGGGAUUCCAUAAUACAAGACUUCGAUAUCGAGUUCUAAAUGGAUGAUAUCUAAUCAGUCAAGGUUUCUAGAAUGCUUACCAAGUACUUGGUUCGUCCCUACUUAAAAACAGUAGUGAGAAUCCCAGAGUAGUUCAGAAACUACCCUGUCAUUCACACUCCUCUUGAAGCUCCCUUGUUGUUAUACUCUCAGUCUAAAUAGAAAUCCUUUGGGAAUUUACAAGCCAUUCAAGCUGCCACUUAAAUUUAUAAUAUGAGUAAAGCCAUAGGCAGCAAUAUUAAGAAUGCCGUCAUGACCAUAGCUACUCAAUAACCAUUUGCUUAGUAAUUGAAUGUGAAAUAAUUUGCCGAUAAUACAUUUAAAGGUAAGAGAAUCUUAGUCAUUGAUGGUUUAUACAACUAUCAUGCCUUUUUCACUUUGAGUAACUCUCAACUCUUGGUGCAAUACGAAAAAUUGGUAGAAAAAGUGAGUCAUGUUUCCCUUUGUGAUUUCUAAUUAAGAGAUGAUUAAUUACUUCUCAAGAAGUACCCAAUAUACAAUCUUGUGUAAAUUAUUAAGAAGAAAUAUUUGCAGAAAAAAAAUGCCCUUGAAAUUUUCUUUAUUGAUGGUAAAUCUAUAUUCUUCAGUGUUCCUGAUCCCAACGAUUUGGAAGAAAUUUCAAUCAAGAUAUUGAGUUUCAGGAAGAGUUCCAAUGCCCCGUUUUUCAAUCAGAGCAAGACUACAGAUCCAGUUAAGUUGAUUGAUAAACUAGGUUACUACCAAAAAUGGGUUAAGUACACUUUUUAAUUCUACAUUAGAUCUUAAAUGAGUAACUUCAAGUACUUGCUUAUGAUUAACAAUCUGUCCUCAAGGAGUUAUAAUGAUUUAACCUAAUACCCUAUAUUCCCAUGGGUAUUAUAGGAGAAUGAUCAAAGCGGGUAAAUUCAAAUACAUCCAAUGAAGAUAUACCCUGAAGGGAGAUUUAGACCUUUAAAUAAGACCAUGGGAGCUAUGGGGAAUGAAUCUAGAAUCCAAAGUUAUAUAGACAGAUUUGAACAAUCUGAAUAGGGAAGUGAAAUACCUCCAUUUCAUUAUGGUUCACAUUAUUCAUCUCCUGCGAUCACUUCUUAAUACCUGAUCCGAUUGGAACCAUUCACUAGUGCAUCCAAAGCUAUACAAGGAGACAAGUUUGAUAUGGCUGAUCGAUUAUUUUACUCCUUUAAUGAGAGUUAUCGUUGUGCUAUUGAAGAUAUUGCUGACGUCAGAGAACUCAUUCCAGAAUUCUUUUGUCUACCAGAAAUGUUCCUGAAUAUUGCGAAUCUUAAUUUUGGGAAAACUCAGAAUGGCAAAUAGGUGAAUAAUGUUCUACUGCCAAAAUGGUGUGAGGGUAAUCCUUGGUUGUUUGUAAGUGGGUAUAGGAAUGCCUUGGAAAGUGAGGAAGUUUCUAAACAUCUCCCAGAGUGGAUAGAUCUCAUUUAUGGAUACAAAUAAAGAGGCAGAGAAGCCUAGAAAUCUUUGAAUGUUUUCUUCUAUCUCACUUACGACAGUCCUCUUACGAUGUAGAAGAUGGAAGAGAAUAAAUUGGGAAUCGAGUCUCAGAUUGUUAAUUUUGGCAUAACACCCACUCAAUUAUUUACUAGAUAACACAGCGAGUAGAUUACAUAUAAUGAAUUUCAAUUUGUUUCAACGUCAUCCAGAUUAACACAAUUUAGACCCUCACAAAAGAAGAAUAUUCAUAACCAGUUAAAACCCAUAGUUGAUUUCCAAUCUCUAAACAGUUAAGCAAUAGUAAUGAUCAAAUUGAUAUCCAAUAAUCGAUUGUUGUGUUUGAGAAAGGAUGGAAAAAUUAAUUAUUUCAAAUAUGCUGCUAGUGAUCCCCAAUAAAAUCAAGCACCCUUUACAUUUGCAGCUGAAAAGGAAAAACAAAUGAGUUUUGCUAAACCUUAAGGAGAAACCUUUAUGUUGUUGGAUCCCAUCGUUUAUCUAUCAUCUCAUCCCGUACUGAUAUUGAAUCAAGGGAAACUCUUCCUUUGCGGUGGUUACUUUCUUGGUAAAUUAAUCGCCAUUGGAGAAAAUAAUCAGAUCAGCGAUGUUUAUUAAUUCCAUACCAGUACCAUAACCAAAUUGAUCACUGACAAAAAAGAGUCCAUGGUAAUUUCAGGUGAUAAAACAGGACAUGUGAUACUUUGGAAAAUAGACAAAUCUACCUACAAGUUACAAGUCUAAAGAAUGUAUUUCCAACAUUAAAACCCAAUCAAUUGCAUUAACGUUUCAAACAGUAUGAAGUUGUUUGCCACUGGUUGUGCAGGAGGAUCCAUCAAUGUGUAUAAUCUCUAUACUGGAUCCCUUUUGAGAACUUUUACCCAUCCCAACAAACUAGCCAUCAACUCCAUCCUUUUGAGUAGUCGUCCCCUCUUUUGCAUAGUGUUUUUCUCAGCCCAAGAUCACAAGAUAUACAGCUAUUCAAUAAAUGGAUACUUUUUAGAAGUUCAAACUGAAACCUGUUUCUCCAUAAUUGAUUGUCAAAUUAUAAGGAACAAUCUUUUUCAAGAUAUUAUGGUAUUGUAUCACAUUAGAGAAAAGAUUUAUGGCACAGAGAACAGGGAGAUCGUUCGGAGACAAUUACCGUAUUUGCAACCAAAUCAACACAAGAUCAAAUUAGAGGUAGUUCCAUUGUCCAUUGUUCCAUCAAAGGAUAAGAGAUUUCUGUUUUGUGGAUGCAGUGAUGGCGAUUUGACGAUAAUGACGGAAAUCCAACUAAAUAGAUGA
Paramecium tetraurelia is the source of this 5943-nucleotide messenger RNA. RefSeq lists its product as uncharacterized. NCBI's taxonomy places the organism in Eukaryota, Ciliophora, Oligohymenophorea, Peniculida, Parameciidae. The transcript has 10 exons. Gene Ontology annotation, molecular function: protein binding. The record is from RefSeq and is a predicted model, not a curated record.